AUGGUUUACUGGAAUCAAAGCAGUGAUUGCUGUCAAUGGAAUGGAGUAACAUGCAGCAAGGGCGAUGUCAUUGGUCUUGACUUGAGUCAGGAAUUUAUUUUUGGAGGACUAGAUUAUUCCAGUCUCUUUGAACUGGAAUAUUUGCAGAGGUUGAAUCUGGCUUACAAUCAUUUCAAUUCUUCCAUUCCUGUCAACUUUGGCAAGCUAAAGAGUUUGAGGUACUUGAAUUUAUCAAAUGCUGGAUUUCAUGGCCAGAUUCCAGGUGAGAUUUCUCAUCUGACAGAUUUGACAACACUUGACUUGUCAACACCACUUACCUCACAACCUAUUCUUAAACUCCAGAAUCCAAAUAUUGCAAUGUUUUUGCAGAAUCUUGAAAACAUCACAGAACUAUACCUUGACGGUGUAAAGGUAUCUGCUGAGGGAAAAGAGUGGUGUCAUGCUCUAUCUUCCCUUCAAAAUCUUCAAGUGUUGAGUAUGUCAUCAUGCAAUAUCUCUGGACCAAUUGAUUCUUCGCUAGCAACACUUGAGAAACUCUCAAUAAUUAGACUGAGUCUGAAUAACAUCUCAAGUUCGGUGCCAGAAUUCUUUGCAAAUUUCUCCAAUUUGAAUGUCUUAGAGAUCAGCAGUUGCUCAUUGACUGGUCUUUUUCCAAACGGCAUCUUUCAACUAAAAACCCUAAAGGUUUUUGAUAUAUCAAACAACAGGGAUCUUCAUGGAGUUUUGCCAAACUUCUUACCAGAUGCCGCUUUUCACAGCAUGAAUCUUAGUAAUACAAAUUUCUCUGGUAAGUUACCAGGUUCUAUUUCAAAUCUCACUCAGCUUGUUCAUUUGGACUUAUCUUUUAAUAGGUUUACUGGUCCUCUUCCAUCUUUCAAGAUGGUAAAAAAUCUCAGAUAUUUAUCAAUCUUGCACAAUAAUCUGACAGGAGUUAUCACUACAACUCAUUUUGAGGGACUGGAAAAUCUCCUCAGUAUCGAUUUAGGAGAUAACUACCUUAGUGGAAACAUUCCCAUGUCUCUUUUUACACUUUUAUCUUUGCAAGAGCUUACACUUUCUCGUAAUGGACUUGAUGGUUUAUUAGAUGAAUUUCCAAAUGCUUCUUCUUCAAAAUUAGAAUUGAUUGACUUGAGCAGCAAUAGUUUGAGUGGCCCUAUUCCCGCAUCUAUCUUCCAUAUUAAAGGACUUCGUUUCCUACAACUUUCUGACAAUGAUUUCAAUGGCACCAUAAGGCUUGAUAUGGUUCAAAGGCUUCAAAAUUUGCAUACAUUAGGUCUUUCUAACAACAAAUUAUCAGUUAAUGUAACUCUUAAUGAUGAUCAUCUCAUUUCAUCCUUUCCCAGCAUGAAAUAUUUAUUGUUGGGUUCUUGCAAUUUAGGAGAAUUUCCGGGGUUCUUGAGAAACCAAACACAAAUAAAUGCUUUAGACCUAUCCAACAACCAGAUUCAAGGAGAAAUACCAAACUGGAUCUGGAGAUUUAAAUCUCUGGUUUAUUUAAAUCUUUCCAACAAUUUUCUCACAAAUAUGGAAGGACCCUUUGAUGAUCUGAAUUCCAACCUAUACAUCCUUGAUCUUCAUUCCAAUCAACUCACUGGAUCAGUUCCCACUUUCACAAAAUAUGUGAAUCAUUUGGACUACUCAAACAAUAAAUUCAGCACUGUCCCACUCAACAUAGAUAAGUAUGUUCCUUUUGUAUACUUUCUCUCCCUUUCAAAUAACAACAUCCAAGGAAAAAUCCCUGAGUCCUUUUGUAAUCUGUCUUCUCUCCGGUUACUUGAUCUUUCUUAUAAUCGUUUCAAUGGCCUCAUCCCCAAGUGCUUGAUGAGAAGGAACAGUACCCUCCGAGUACUAAAUCUUUCUCAAAACAAACUCCAGGGAUAUGUUUCUGACACCAUUUCAAGUUCAUGCAGUUUAAUAUUCCUUAAUCUCAAUGGAAAUCUCUUGGAAGGUGUUAUCCCAAACACUCUUGCGAAUUGCAAGAAUCUACAAGUCUUAAAUCUUGGAAACAAUAUGUUUGAUGAUAGAUUUCCUUGCUUCUUAAUGAAAAUUUCCAUCCUGAGAGUGCUGAUUUUGAGGUCAAACAAACUCAAUGGUCCUAUAGAAUGCCCACAUAGCACUAACAAUUGGGAGAUGCUUCACAUUAUUGAUCUAGCCUCCAAUAAUUUCACUGGUAUUCUCCCUGGACCAGUUUUGAGAAGCUUGAAACAAAUGAUGCUAUCUGAGACCAAACCCCAAGAGAAGUACGAGAAUCUAUAUUUUGAUAUGUUUGAUAAUCAUGACAUUGUGCUUUACAAUAGUUUGUUGUCGAAUAUCAACAAAUUGCAAGUAAUAAAAUUGCACAAAUUGUUGGAGACUGAACCUUACGAUGUUGUUGUCCACCUAGCUAAUUAUUAUCGCUUUACUAACGAAAAUGGCGGUCGCUACAUGGAUUCAGUUACAGUUGUGUACAAAGCUUUGCAAAUGGAGUUGACCAAAAUUCCCACUAUAUUCGCUUCCUUGGAUCUCUCCUCCAACCAUUUUGAAGGUCCAAUACCUCAAGAACUAGUGAGUUUGAGAGCGCUGAAUGUUCUUAACUUGUCACAUAAUAUUUUUUCAGGCCACAUCCCCUUAUCAAUCGGAGAUUUGAAGAAUAUAGAAUCCUUGGACUUGUCAAACAAUAGUUUGAGCGGAAAAAUCCCUUCUGAGCUAGCUGGUUUAAACUUUCUAGCAUACUUGAAUCUCUCAUUUAACCAUUUGUGGGGGGAAAUUCCCACAGGUACUCAAAUACAAACAUUUGAUCCAAGUUCUUUUGAAGGCAAUGAAGGAUUAUGUGGGCCACCACUAAGAGAUUGCAGCAGUGUUAGGGGGGGACAUUCAUCUCCAACACCAGCAUAUGAAAUGCAUGGAUCAAUUGACUGGAGUUUCUUAAGUGUAGAACUGGGAUUUAUCUUUGGCUUCGGAAUUGUUCUCCUCCCCCUUAUUUUGUUUGAGUGCUGGAGGGUUUUGUAUUGGAAGCAUGUCGAUGACCUACUUUACAUGUUUGUUCCUCAACUUGGUUUCCUUUAUGAACACCAUAAAGGACAAAGGUACAGGUCUUUAAGGUGGACUGGAUAG
Molecule: messenger RNA, 3093 nt
Organism: Vigna unguiculata (cowpea)
Lineage: Eukaryota; Viridiplantae; Streptophyta; Magnoliopsida; Fabales; Fabaceae
Molecular function (GO): protein binding
Source: RefSeq, a predicted model, not a curated record